GGAAGGAAUGGUCAAGAUCGAGCAAACCCGCAGGCACAAAGAGCUGGUAGAGGAGUGGAGAGACAAUGGCGCACUAGGACCAAAGCCUGAGGCGCCCAACGUAGCAAACUCGGCGUCGUACACUAACGCGAAGACUGCCGCAACUAUUGCAGAGUUAGUUGAGCACUGGGAAGGUAUAAGCAAGAACUUGAGCUGCACUAUACGUGACCCAAUCGUGCAAGGCUGGAUCCGCAACCCCCUCUCCGGAGACUUCACCACGCUCCUCGAUCGCCUAACUGCCAACUGCGCAAAGCUAGCCGAAACACUCAAGCUUUGCGAAAAAGUCCAGCAGGAAAAGAGACUCGAUGGGACGAGGGCCAAGAUCACUAUCGCAACUCGAUCCCCACUCGCUCUAGCAUGCUGGUACAAUCGACUGGUCCAAAAAUACGACAGCAAGCAAAUCUUACUGUACAAAGCCGGAGCGACGCCCAACGAGCGGAAGAAGUUGCAAUCCGAUUUUGACGACGACGAGAGCAAAUGGGUUAUGAUGUGCACGCUCCAUUCUGUCAUGACUAGUAUUAACUUGCAACGAGCCAACUACAAUCUUAUGGUCGAGCCUAGCCACAAGAUGUCCGAGAUCCAGCAGUACUUCCAUCGCUCCGACCGCCGAGGCCAGACGGAGAAGAUUGUGCACGGGUACCUCCUCAUCAAUUCAUGCUCUUCACUAGAAAGGAGGAUGUUGCGAUCUAUGGACUUCUCCGAACUGUUGGACGAGCAGGUGUACAAGGUAAAGGAUGGUGUCAAGUCUAAAGGACGCGGCACCAAGUACGACGCCAUCGUGAUAACGUAGCGGUAAGGCAACACUGCGUCAUCGGCACGGCGGAGCUCGAGCUCAAUGUCAGAACACAACGUUGGCUUAGGAUGAUACGCCUACUUGAUGUGGGCAGUGGCUUUAUAGCAAGCCUUGCUGCUGGAGAAGAGUAGCGUAUAUGGAGGCUGGAAGGAAGCAUACUACUAGUUUAGAAAGAGUAGCAUA
This is a messenger RNA of Mytilinidion resinicola, 1015 nucleotides long. RefSeq lists its product as uncharacterized. NCBI's taxonomy places the organism in Eukaryota, Fungi, Ascomycota, Dothideomycetes, Mytilinidiales, Mytilinidiaceae. The record is from RefSeq and is a predicted model, not a curated record. The coding region runs from base 8 to 829 and encodes 273 amino acids. The transcript has a single exon.